Molecule: messenger RNA, 1114 nt
Organism: Sesamum indicum (sesame)
Lineage: Eukaryota; Viridiplantae; Streptophyta; Magnoliopsida; Lamiales; Pedaliaceae
Product: 2-C-methyl-D-erythritol 2,4-cyclodiphosphate synthase, chloroplastic
Biological process (GO): terpenoid biosynthetic process
Molecular function (GO): 2-C-methyl-D-erythritol 2,4-cyclodiphosphate synthase activity
Source: RefSeq, a predicted model, not a curated record
UUCCCGCACCAAACCGUUCCUUGGCUAUAGCAUAUUCCAAGACUUGCCGAGAAAUAAUGAAGUAAACCCCGUGGAGCACGAGCUUCAGAGAUCCUCACCACGAUUUAUCGAUGCGAUAGCCAUCAAACAGAACCACACGCGCCUCCAUACAACUACAAGCAGAGGUGGUCAGAAUGGCAAUGGCGACUUCUUCAAUUUACUGCGCAACAACUCCGUUACCCCAAAGGAGCCUCUCCAAACAAUUCCCCCUCCACCUCCCCGCCGCAUGCGUCACGCGGCACGCGCUUCCUUCUUUAAGCAUAACAGCGAGAUUGCCAGCACAGGUAGCUGCAGCCUCCAGCGCCGUCGAAGCCAAGCCGCAGCAGGAAGCCGUUGCUCCUGCUAAGGUUUUGCCGUUUCGGGUUGGCCACGGCUUCGAUUUGCACCGGCUGGAGCCGGGGUACCCUCUCAUCAUCGGUGGUAUUAAUAUUCCUCAUGAUCGAGGCUGCGAAGCUCACUCUGAUGGUGAUGUCUUGCUACACUGUGUGGUUGACGCAAUAUUGGGGGCACUGGGGCUUCCAGAUAUUGGGCAGAUCUUUCCAGACACAGAUCCAAAAUGGAAAGGCGCAGCAUCUUCUGUUUUCAUCAAGGAAGCAGUUAGGCUAAUGCAUGAGGCGGGUUAUGAACUUGGAAAUUUAGAUGCUACAUUGAUCCUUCAAAGACCAAAGGUCAGCCCGCAUAAGGAGGCUAUCAGAUCCAAUUUGUGCAAGCUACUUGGUGCCGAUCUGUCUGUUGUGAACCUCAAAGCAAAAACUCAUGAGAAGGUUGACAGUCUUGGGGAAAAUAGGAGUAUAGCUGCACACACAGUUGUUCUCCUUAUGAGGAAGGAAUAGCGGUGUUUUCCUUGGUUGAAGUGUAAUAGUUGUAUCUGUAUCACUAUAGCAUCAUACAAGAGAUUGCAUCACCUAAUUCUUAGAUCUUACAAUUGAUGACCUAGUAUACGCACACGAUACUUUCAUCCAAACAAACAUUCACCUCGUGUACCUUGAAAAUUGAAUGACAACAUCCUUGUAAAGGGAUGAUUGGGUCUGUUUAAAACUCUGGAUGUCUUUUGAGCAGGGUUUCCUUUAUUCAU